Molecule: messenger RNA, 4352 nt
Organism: Acanthopagrus latus (yellowfin seabream)
Lineage: Eukaryota; Metazoa; Chordata; Actinopteri; Spariformes; Sparidae
Gene: slc25a37
Product: solute carrier family 25 member 37
Exons: 4
Coding region: 163-1134 (323 amino acids)
Biological process (GO): iron import into the mitochondrion
Cellular component (GO): mitochondrial membrane
Molecular function (GO): ferrous iron transmembrane transporter activity
Source: RefSeq, a predicted model, not a curated record
CCUGGCUCUGAACGUCACACUGGCGCUGGAACUCCACUAAGUAGCGAUGGUGUUGUGGUUAUCCACGCCGCCGACACCUCUCUGAGUGUUACCUGGUACUAGAGACCAUCUGGGGAAGCUCACCACGCAUGGAGUUGAGCUCGUUUGGUGGCAACGCUGGACAUGUCGCAGAUCAGAAGCCAGGACGAUGAGCCUUUUGGUGGUGACGGUGACUACGAGAGCUUGCCACCUCAUGUCUCUGUGGCGACCCACAUGACAGCAGGAGCCGUGGCUGGCAUACUGGAGCACACGGUGAUGUACCCCGUGGACUCUGUCAAGACAAGGAUGCAGAGCCUGCAGCCGGACCCAAAUGCACAGUACAGGGGCGUGUAUGAGGCUCUGAAAAGGAUCAUCAGAACAGAGGGGGUCUUCAGACCGCUGAGGGGCCUCAACAUCACCAUGAUCGGAGCGGGACCUGCCCAUGCACUCUACUUCGCCUGCUACGAACGGCUCAAACGCUCACUAAGUGACAUCAUUCAGAGUGGAGGCAACAGCCAUCUAGCCAAUGGCGUGGCAGGUAGUGUGGCCACUGUUCUCCAUGAUGCAGUCAUGAACCCCGCCGAAGUGAUAAAGCAGAGGAUGCAAAUGUACAAUUCGCCUUAUCGAGGACUUUGGGACUGUGUCCAAACAGUAACGCGUACUGAGGGCGUGGGAGCCUUUUACCGCAGCUACAGCACCCAGCUGACCAUGAACAUCCCAUUCCAGGCCGUUCACUUCAUCACCUACGAGCUGAUGCAGGAGCAGUUGAACCCACACAGACAUUACCACCCCGGCAGCCACAUAGUGUCGGGAGCGGUGGCAGGUGCCGUUUCAGCAGCAAUAACCACUCCGCUCGACGUCUGUAAAACUCUGCUCAACACACAAGAGAAUGUAGCGCUCAACUCCGUAAACAUCAGCGGACACUUAUCGGGAAUGGCUAACGCCUUCAGGACAGUGUACCGGCUCGGUGGUCCGGCGGCCUUCUUCAAAGGGGUCCAAGCUCGGAUUAUAUACCAGAUGCCCUCCACUGCCAUCGCCUGGUCAGUGUAUGAGUUCUUCAAGUACUUCCUGACAAAGCAGCAGCUGGAAUCAGAGGGAAGACCUCGACCGAUGUAAUGGAGAGUGUGUUCAAGCUGAUCACGCCUAGACUGGAGCUGACGGAGAAGAAGGCUCCACCCUGUUGCUGCGUGAGAUGGCUGUGUUUGUUAAGUUAUUACCUCACAGUGCAGUCGUCAUGGUGGAGGAGUGACUAAGAAUGGCACUCCUUAUUGUUGACAUACCCAAGUCUGUGUGUUUUCAAGUUAAGAUGAUGUUGCGCAACUGGGAUACGCUACAGAGUUGGUCGCUCUUAAAAGGUCAAAUACACGCACAAGAGCCGAAUCUUCCUCCUCCUCCACCUCGCACUCACGUCAACUCUCCAAACAGUCUUUCCUACAUGUGGCAAGAUUCUAAACAAGUUGUCCUGAAUGACGUUUAAAGUUCUCAAUAUUAGAACUUUUUAUUUAUUUUGUUAGCUUUCUGAGGCUUGUAUUUUAUGGAUAUGGAAAAAAACACAGUGCUGUUUGUUUGUUUUAUUACAUCAUGUAUUUAUAUGAAAAAAAAAACAAAAAACAUUGCAACACAUUCCUUCUUUUCACUCUAAGGCGAACAGAACAGUUGUGCUUUCCAAGUGCCUUGUAGAUAUUAAACGCUGCUUCAGCUUUCCUUCUUUCACUCUGAUUGUUGACUGAGAAAAUAUAAUUUUGCUUUAAUCCCACGUUUCACUUCUGUUUUGUCCAAUUUCUAGCAAUGAAGUGUAUCAUUUGUUAUUGGAUGAAAUCUUAUCUUGGCUCUCUAUGUCAUAAAUGGCCACAUGUGUCAAAUCUGUACUUACUAAACUGAACGAUUUGGGGUUUUUUUCCAAUAAGCAAAAAAACGGGAUGUUUCAGCAUUUUUAUUUUUUUGUUACAGCAUUUGUUCUUCAAGUGCAAACUACUUUUAUUCCUCCCUGAGAGACCGUCUUUCUCUCUCAGUUUGAUGUGUGUACGCUGUAAUAGUCCAGUUAUAUGCCUUGUUAAAACACAGCACUACAACGCUUCUGAAUCAUGCACAAUGGAGUGCUGCAGGGAUGAUAUAGUUUUGUAGGCUACCCUGGAAGUUACCAUCACCCUGGUUUCCCGUCAAGAAAUUGAGCUGUGGCAAACACAAGUUUAUGAUACUUGCAUGUUUUGUUCAGCAUGAUAAUCUCCAAAGAACACAACACCAUUUAUUAUGAUUUUUGAAGCGUAAAUGAAGUCGGCAGAAGUAAAAACCUUGUUUACAUGACUUCAGUGUCAACCAGUAACCAAUACAUUGAGCAAUCUAUGAGUUAUUUUGCAACUUAAGUUGACCUGUAAAGACAGCCUCUGUAGUCUCAUUUGUUGGCAACUGCCUUUUAUAAGAUACAUAAAUGUUUCAUAAUUUUAAUGUGGGAUAUUUACUGAUGUGUUUUUCUGUUGACCAGCAAAACUUGAAAAUCUCUUAAUUGUGUGUUAACCACAGACCUUAUUUCGGGCAUUCAGCCAAAAAACCUGUUGAAAAAACCCACUGAUUGACAAAGACGAGGGAAUUUAAAAAAAUGGUAACUUAUGUCCGGGUUGUAGGACUCGUUCCUGGGGCACUCCAUAAUAGUUUAAUAACUUAAAGAACCACACCUGUUGCAGAAAGAAGGCAGCUAAAAACAUGAAUAUAUAAUUGUGGGUGACUAUUUUUGAGAACCUUCAAUGUGCAGGUCCAAAGACGGAUCUCAGAUAAGGCUGUUACUUGAGAGGGUGACCAUAUCUUAACCUUCAUGUGCAUUUGUACUGGUGUGUUGUUUAGCUCGCGAGUGGGUUGUUUAAUGUGUGUCAUAUUGAACCUGAACCCGAAGGUUAUAGUGUGUGUAUAGACAUAUAAAUAUAUUGUGUAUAUACAAUAGUUUCAGAGUAUAAGUUUGGAUGAAACAGACUUUCUGUGAUGCAAUAUAACAUAACUUUAAUUCUUUUUUUAAACUGACCAAUGGUCUUGCACUCCCCCUCACCAUGAGACCAGUGAAAGCCUGUUCAAAGCAGGUGGAGAGCAGGCAGCGUCAUUUCUUUCAUUCUCACUCGUCCUGUUGUCGUCACACGUUUCCUGUGUGCUCACUGCUCCCUCCAGCCUCCAGCCGCUUGCCUAUUUUCCAUUCAGAAGUCAAGACAUUCCUCCAGAUAUUGAUGUAAUCCAGCAAGCGGCCAGAUUUAUUUGUUUUUAAUUAUGGAGGGUUUUUUUUUCCCCUUCCUUUGGUAAAGUUCAAAGAGUUUGUUGGAUUCCAGUAGUCUCACAAACCCUCGAGCAACACGUUCAUUAUGCUUGUAUUUUAGGGUAAUUGUUAAUAUACCAAAGACAUGCAUUCUACUCUAUGCAUCUUACUUUUAACCUGUAAUUAUGACGCUGUUUGCCUGCCUGCUGUGAGCUGUCAUUCCACCUUUUGGCUCCACAGUUUCCACUCGUUAAACUGCCUAAUCACUUGAAUUCUCUGGAUUUCUCGUUGAGCGCUUGAGGCUUAUUUCCUGUUUGUGUUUGAAGCUUAAUGUGUCAGGAAAAUAUUCGCUGCCUCAGCAUUUUUUUUUUUAUUUGCUCCUUCAAAAUGUUACAUUGACGACGAAAGUACUUGAACUAAAGCAGUUAAAGGUGGAACUUGACUUGUAUAUUUUGGAAAAAUGUAACCCUGUUUAUAUUUACUGAUCAGUGGCUUUAGGCAAUAUAAGCUAGUUGUAUUGAAUGCAAUAUGGAUUUUACAUGAUUGGAUAAAAUGCUUGAAUAUUAAUAUGGCAAAAUUGGCAUUGAUUUAUACAUCUGUUUGACAAUUAGAUUAGACUGUAGCCCACAUUGUGUUAGUUGGAUCCACUGACAAAACUCCUCUGAUUGUAAGUUAAUCGCAUGAUUAACAAAAGUGAAAUGAAGUCAGUCAGAAUAGUUGUUCUCUUUUUUUGUUUUGCAUUAUGACAAUGCGACACUGCCUGCACUCCACCUUCGUUCCUCUCAGUGUGUCGAUUCAUGAUAGUGAAUCCUAAUGUUGCAACAACUGUGUCUAACGUGUCAAAGUAGUUUCUAAUAGAUGCUCGCAUUUAAAGGAGAAGACAGGAGGGCUGAUAUUAAAUGUGGGCCGUUCCAUGAUGUAAAUACUUUUACGCUAUAUACGCACAAAUGAUUGAAAUGGGAGCUGGGAUGUUUUGUUUGUUGUGUGCCAUCUCCAGAACAAGAAUGCUUGGACGUAUGUCCAUGCAAAUAUGAAAUGAUUGUGAUGAUGCUGCUACAGUAUGUAACACUGGAGCUGAAAUAAACACGCAAGUGAGGAA